AUGAAAACAUCCACAUCAUCGACAGCAACAACCACGUUACAAACAAAUACACCUGCAACUAUGAGAUCUCAGUCAUCGUCACAAACCGCAUCACCGAAUCAUUCUCGGAAAAAUGAUAGUAUUCUAUUGUCGUUAGCAACUAGAGUUCCAAAUCAACAUUCAAUAUUAUAUGAUAAUACCCAACAAGAUUUUUUCGUUGUAGCAAAAGGAAAUAUAAAUGAUUUAUCACCGAAUCGGAAAACGAAUGAACGAGUGAAAGAAGAGUUAGAAACUUCUCCAUUCACUCAAACGUCAAAUUCACAACAUGUUUAUCAACGAAAAAGACGGAAAAUUGAAAUAACUAAGAAGGAUGAUAACAAUGUAUCAAGUGAUGAGGAUGAAAUUAAACAUUUAUUUAGAGUAAAAAAGAAGAGACCAGAGACAAGACGAAUUAUAGAAGAUGAUGAAUUGUGUCCACAAACGCAAUUAGCAUUAACUGCCGAACGUGAACGAGAAAAGCGUUUACAAGAAAAACAAAAAUUAUACAAUGAAACAUUGUUGAAUGAACAACAAAAGCUAAACGCCGAAAAUGCUGGUGAGCAACAAGAAUUAAUACUUGAACAAUAUCCGUUAAUUGAAGUUGAUCGACGUCUCGUUAAACAAAUGAAAAAACAUCAAAUUGAAGGUGUACGUUUUCUAUGGGACAAUUGUUAUGAAUCAGUUGAACGUCUUAAACAACAACGUCAUAUUUCUCAAACAACAAUAUAUGAACAAAAUGAUACUAAUGACAUUGGUGGUAGUGGAUGUAUAAUGGCACAUUGUAUGGGACUAGGCAAAACAUUUCAGGUUAUUAGUUUUAUUCAUACAUUAUUCAAUAAUCAAGAAAUAACUGGACUUCGUACUGUUCUCGUUUUAUGUCCGUUGAACACAGUUUUCAAUUGGGAAGCAGAAUUUGAAAAAUGGUGGCUUUCAAAAUUAGAACCAAAGAUUAAAAUCUAUCAAUUUGCCACCGUUGAAAAAGCACAAAGAAUACGAUUUCUAAGAUCUUGGCAUAGUUAUGAAAUGUACCGUUUAUUGACAAUAAAUGACGACGAAAAGGCUAGAAAGAAGUAUCCUGACGGCAAAGAACCACGUAAAUUAUCGUUGGAAGAAAAUGAAGCAAUUGAAAAACAUCGUUUCUAUUUACGUAAUCCGGGUCCUGACUUAAUUGUUUGCGAUGAAGCUCAUAUUUUAAAAAAUUUAGAAGCUGGAAUAACGGUUGUUGUAAAUAAAAUAUUGACAAAACGUCGAAUAUGUUUGACGGGUACACCAAUGCAAAAUAAUCUUUUAGAAUAUUAUGCGAUGGUCAAUUUUUGUAAACCAAAUGGUUUGUUGGGUACAAAAGAAGAAUUUAAAAAUCGUUUUCAAAAUCCUAUUGAAGCUGGUCAACAUCGUGAUUCAAGUCCUAGUGCUGUUAAAAAAAUGAAAUUACGUUCAUAUCUUUUAAAUGAUUUAUUGAAAAAUUGUAUCCAUCGGCGUGAUUUUAAUGUACUUCGAAAAUUUUUACCAAAGAAAAGUGAAUAUACAAUAAAAAUACGUUGUUCUCCAUUACAAAAAGAUUUAUAUGCUGGAUAUUUGGGUUUUCGAGAAGAUGAAGACGUUGGAAAACCAAAAUUAAUUCUUUUAAACAAUGGAAAAUUUAUUAAGCCAAGAUUACUUCCUGACUAUCAUUAUUUAAUGAAAAUCUGGACUCAUCCAUGGUUAUUACGAGCACAUUUUGUUGAUCAUUUUCAUAAAAUCAAAAAUGAUGUCGAUGACAGUCAAGAGGAAAUAAAUCAGUUGUUUAAUCAUGAAGAUGAUGUUCAAGAUAUCAGUAAUGAUGAUAAAGAUGAAAGACCAAAAAAACAAUCAAAAAAGAAGACAGUCGUGUUGAAAUCAAUUUUAGAUCAAUGUAACGAAAUUGGAGAUAAAGUAUUGUUAUUCAGUCGAAGUUUAUUCACAUUGUCGUAUAUCGAAGAGUUAUUAGAAUUGUGGUCAACAAAAACGAUAAAAUGGCAAAAAGGAGUAGAUUAUUUUCGAAUGGAUGGAAAAACGGAAAUCGAAAAACGUACAAGUGAUGUGAAAAUAUUUAAUCAAGAUAAAUCGGCACGAUUAUUUUUGAUAUCAACAACUGCUGGUGGAAUUGGAAUUAAUCUCUUUGGUGCAAAUCGUGUUAUUAUAUUUGAUUGUUCAUGGAAUCCAGCUCAUGAUUUACAAGCCAUGUUUCGUUCGUAUCGUCUUGGACAAAGCAAACCAGUUUUUGUUUAUCGUUUAUUGGUGAAUGGUACAAUGGAAGAAGUCAUUUAUCGUCGACAAAUAACAAAAACGGCUUUAUCACAUCGUGUCGUUGAUGCAGAACAAUUAGAUAGACAUUUUACUACCACAGAACUUCAAGAGAUCUAUUCAUUUACUCCAGAUGAAGGUGAUACAUUGAGUACAAUGAAUGAAGAUAGGAUAAAAGAUGAAAUAUUGAAAACUACUAUUCAUGAACAUAAACAAUUCAUAUUGUCUUGUCAAGAGCAUGAUUCACUAUUAGAAGAUCGUUUAGAAGAAAAAUUGACAGAAGAAGAAAAACAACAGGCAUUAGAUGAAGAUAUAAGCACGGAAAUAGCGGCUCCAACAACACGACGUUAUCAUCGUUAUAAUAGUAUGCCAGGACAGGGGACGUGGCAAAAAGAGACAAAUACUUACAGCGAUGACGAUAAUAAUUAUGUGGAUAGCGAUGACUGGGGACAUCCAGUAUCACCUGAAGGUGACUCAGAUUCUUCGGAAACAACGUCAGCGACAAAUAACAUUUUGAAUAUAUCAAAUAUUGCCAACUGA
Molecule: messenger RNA, 2820 nt
Organism: Didymodactylos carnosus
Lineage: Eukaryota; Metazoa; Rotifera; Eurotatoria; Philodinida; Philodinidae
Source: the annotation of a GenBank genome assembly